Messenger RNA from Sitophilus oryzae (rice weevil), 1229 nucleotides. RefSeq lists its product as uncharacterized. NCBI's taxonomy places the organism in Eukaryota, Metazoa, Arthropoda, Insecta, Coleoptera, Curculionidae. The transcript is spliced from 5 exons. The record is from RefSeq and is a predicted model, not a curated record. The coding region runs from base 117 to 1229 and encodes 370 amino acids.
ACGUCAAAAAAGUCGCGUUUUCGUUUUGUGGCAGCAUUCGAAAAUCCAACGGCGGCAACUAGUCUUACGGGUGUUUGUUUUUUAUAACCGAUUAUUGUUUCGAAAAUCCGUUUUUUAUGAUUCUCAAAAUGGACAUGUCCCAUUCCGCGUUUCCUACCGUUAAUUCGUUAUCACCGCCGAAUUCUUUGCUGCUUCGACGGCCGAAUAAUGCAGAUUUUAAUUCGGUAUUAUCAGCGAGUUUGGGAUCGACUACGGGUUUUUGGAAUAGUCCAGCUCAUGAUCCGUUGGUUCCUGGUAGGGUUAUUGCCAGUAUGGAUAUACCUCAAGGUACUAUGUCUCUUCCUAUAGAUCCUGUUUCAUUAAUGGGAAAUGUUGAUGUUCAACAGAUAUCUGCUGGUAUUACAUUUUUUGGGACAUUGGGUUUGGACAAGGCUUCAAAAGAAAUAUGGAAUCAACCGUGUCAUUGGGUACGAGCGAUAAGGUUAGCCGAGGACUGUCAUUCCUAUAAUGUACAGCUCAAACUUCAACCUUCUUACAGAAUUUAUCCCAACAUUCGAAAGAAACCAUUACCCAAACUGAUUAUACAAGUUGUGAGACCUAUAUCUUCUGGUCAAGAGCUGCAGCUAUGGUUUUCUGAAGAUAUUUUAGGCAUGCUCCAAGUAGUCUUUUUAACACCUUCAAAUAUACAAGGCCAAGAAAAAUACAUCUGCCUCCGUUGUUCCUCCUUAUACGAAUCGCCCAAUCCCUUAAAAUUACACAUUACGUUGGCAUGCAGCAAAUUUCCAAUUUCCUCGUUAUGGUGUCGAUUGGCGGAUUUAAUGAAAGAAUCUCAAUCACCGCAGAGCGUCGAUAUAGAAGGUAUUCCCUUUGAUCUGAAAUUGAGUCCAGACCAACAAGUUGCCAGACAGAAACAAGCGUUAGAUUUAACAACAGCUGGAGAAAAUGAACAAGGAGGACAUAAACAAUUGUAUAGGCCUUAUAUUGAGUCAGCAUUCAAACCCUUUAAACGUGAAAGGUCAUCUCUAACAAGAAGUCCAGUAAUACCAGAUGCACAUGCAACUCCAGAUCUUCCAACUGCCUGGCCCAAUGUAUUUGGAAGCGAUAUAGUUCAGCUUCAUCGAAACUUGAUGCAUAGCCAGCUCGCAACACCAAAUCAAAUACCUUGCACCGAUGAUGCCCAGAUCGAAAGUUUGGUAAUUACAGUUUAUAUUUACAAACCUGAACGAUAA